AGCAGUAGACAUUUUCUAAAAUGGCUCGGUUCUUUGGAAAGUGGUAUUGUAUUACUGAUUUACGGUUUUGGCUCCUAGUCAUUAUUUUAUUCAACGAUGCGGAACAGGUGAAUGCAGUCUGGCCAAUGCCACAGAGGAUAAGUCAGUCCACCCAGCAAUAUACCCUAAAUCCGCAGGCAUUCUUGUUCCAGUAUAGUAAUGGUUCGGUAGUUCAGCCCGGAUGUUCUGUCCUUGAUACAGCUUUUAAAAGAUACUUUGCUAUCAUCUUUCCUGACGUAACAGGCGAAGGACGCAACAGUUAUCACAUUUGGUUUGAGCCCGCGGCUUUCACAGUUUUUGUGGAUGUCAAAAAAGAUGAGUGUGACGGUUACCCUGAUGAAAAUUCUGCAGAGAACUAUAAAUUGAGUAUAUCUGCAGGCCAAGCAGUCUUGAGUUCAGAGACAGUGUGGGGAGCACUGAGAGGUUUGGAGUCACUUAGUCAGCUGGUGUACCAAGAUGAUUAUGGUGCUUAUUUUAUCAAUAAGACAGAAAUUGAGGACUUUCCUCGCUUCCCAUUCAGAGGGCUUCUGUUGGACACAUCAAGGCACUAUUUACCUGUCCAGGCCAUACUCAAGACCCUGGAUGCUAUGGCCUAUAGUAAAUUCAAUGUGUUUCACUGGCAUAUUGUGGAUGACCCCUCCUUCCCCUACCAGAGUCGCACAUUUCCUGAUCUCAGCAACAAGGGUGCCUUCCACCCACUGACGCACAUCUAUACCCAGACAGACGUGAGGAGGGUCAUAGCACAUGCCAGGCUGCGAGGAAUCAGAGUGGUGCCAGAGUUUGACUCACCAGGGCAUACCCAGUCCUGGGGUAAAGGGCAGCAUGAUCUACUGACUCCUUGCUACAAAGGAGAUGUUCCCUCUGGAAUGUAUGGCCCAGUUAACCCCAUUCUUGACUCCAGUUACAAGUUCAUGGCCCAGCUGUAUAAGGAGGUGGCCUUAGUCUUUCCUGACUCCUAUGUUCACCUUGGAGGGGAUGAGGUCAGCUUCACCUGCUGGAAGUCCAACCCAAACGUGCGAGCCUUUAUGGCGAAGAUGGGCUUUGGUAGUGAUUACACUAAACUGGAGUCAUUCUACAUGGAGAACAUUAUGAACAUGACUGCGGCACUCAACAAAACCUCCAUUGUUUGGCAGGAUGUUUUUGACUACCAUGAAAGGAUCCCUCAGGACACUGUGCUGGAGAUAUGGAAGGGUACGCCUCCAAAGUAUCGUGAGGAGCUGAGCAGGAUCACCAAAGCUGGGCACAGGGUCCUACUCUCUGCUCCCUGGUACCUCAACCACAUCAGCUAUGGCCAGGACUGGCAGAAUGCCUACUUGGUGGCGCCGCGGAACUUCUCCGGUACAGAGGCACAGAAGAAGCUUGUGAUUGGCGGUGAAGUGUGCAUGUGGGGAGAGUACGUGGAUGCCACAAAUCUCACUCCACGUCUAUGGCCCAGGGCGUGUGCAGCCGCAGAGCGCCUGUGGAGUGAUGAGGAGCAGACAUCCAGUGUAGCACAGGCCUAUCCUCGUCUGCAGGAGUUCCGCUGUAAGCUACUCAGACGUGGGAUCCAGGCGGAGCCUCUGUUUGUAGGCCACUGCAAACAUGAGUAUCAAGGUGCGUGAGGAAAAAGAAGAGGGGAUCCUGAACGAGUGGUUUACACUUCCAGAACUUUCUCAGCGAAAUAUCGUGGAUGCAGAUUCUUUUUGCUUUGUGGGGACAAAAAAGCUCUCUCUCUUUCUUUUGAUUUAAUAUGUUGAGGAUCACUCAACCCAUGGUGACAUCAUUCUAAGACAUGUAAUUUUCUAAUGCUUUAAUCUGGAUUUUUGUUUUGAUGCAGACUAUGAAUUGCACAAAUGGCAGUCUGAUAAUGAGUGCCUCAAAAGAAACUUGAGAAUGCUGUGAAGAAACAAUGAAAAACAGAAAGGGACUCUUACUUCAGCUACUUCAUUUUGACUUGUAAGACCGGGAAAGGGAAGCUUGUGUUCACUGAAGUGGUGUCUUUUUU
Chanos chanos (milkfish) is the source of this 2023-nucleotide messenger RNA. RefSeq names its product hexosaminidase A (alpha polypeptide) (gene hexa). Lineage: Eukaryota; Metazoa; Chordata; Actinopteri; Gonorynchiformes; Chanidae. Gene Ontology annotation, molecular function: beta-N-acetylhexosaminidase activity. The record is from RefSeq and is a predicted model, not a curated record. Gene Ontology annotation, cellular component: membrane; lysosome. Gene Ontology annotation, biological process: glycosaminoglycan metabolic process; carbohydrate metabolic process; ganglioside catabolic process. The transcript has 14 exons. Bases 21 to 1640 code for a protein of 539 amino acids.